AUGCCGCCGUCCAGGGACUGUGACUUGACUUCGCUAACACUGCUCGGUCCAGCUGUCGCACGAGCGCAAGCACCUUGGGCGCGGCUUCCUGGAGCUCGUAGCGCCUCUGCACCGGCACCUAGAUGCCUGCAACCGCUUGCUCCACGCUCUGCAGCACCUGACCAGAGGUCGGCUGCCAUCGAUAGCCCGGCCUCCUCGCCAUUGCCAACGCCAACCACUUCCACCAAUAAUUCGCGGAUCAAGGACGAGCGCGUCGUCGGCCAGCAUGGCAACAAGACGGUACAGGCCGAAGCUGAUGGAUUUGCUGCGCAACCCUUUAGCAUUUACAUCGACCUCUGCCGGUCCGACGACGACGAGGCGGGGCCAUCUCGACAGGAGCGCGAAAAGCGACAACUCGCGGAAACGCCAAGACGCAAGAUUGUCGACUGGCUCUCGACAACCGAUGCAGCCACGCAGGAUUCGAGCUUGGACGACGCCAGACCGCCUUCAGUAAACUGCAAAAUGACAAUACCGUGGCCACCCAGUCCUACGGGCAGCGCAUUCUCGCAUUAUCUGGACGAGCUGCUCGGUCCCAACUUCAUCAGGAAGCGCCUCGAAAGAGCGCCAACAGGCUUCACUGCAGCUCCUUCCAGAAGACGUACAGCAACUUACGGCACUUCUUCUCGACCAAACAAGGUUCUAGGUAGACUCGAUUACAUCAAGUGGAGUCCAAUUUCGCGCAAUCCAUGCGAUCGAUGCAAGGAGCGUAAGCUUCGAUGUAUCAACACUUCGAUAACGGGGAGGAUGGUCUGCGACUUCUGCCAUAGUCGACACUCCGCCUGCCUGCGCAACGGAAUCCGUCACUCGGAUAAACCGGCAAUCGACUCUUAA
Messenger RNA from Sporisorium graminicola, 870 nucleotides. RefSeq lists its product as uncharacterized. Bases 1 to 870 code for a protein of 289 amino acids. The record is from RefSeq and is a predicted model, not a curated record. NCBI's taxonomy places the organism in Eukaryota, Fungi, Basidiomycota, Ustilaginomycetes, Ustilaginales, Ustilaginaceae. The transcript has 2 exons.